AUGUAUUGGCGCGGACAACGAAUUGAUGACGAGUAUGAAGACGGAAGUCAAAGAGCAAGCGCUUGUGGUCCGAUCUUACCAAUUGUAACUACGGGGCGCAACAUGCUGUUUGGUGCUGGACCUAAUAAUUCAGAGGCAUCACCUUUAAUAUCUGGUACUUCGACACCAGGCGAUGGCUACCAAUCGCCGCCUUCUAGUCAUGCUAUGAGAUCAUCAUUGAAUGAUGAAACUGGACGUCAUACGCCACCGGCAAUGUCGUCAUCCACUCGACCAUCCGCACAACGAUGGGACCACAUAGAAAAUCUGGACAGGUUCUUCACGCUAGUUUACGAGUAUCAUCAAGGUGGUGGAUUCUUGACGAUAGCCGUCAAAAAACUGUUUAGUUUGGUCCAAUUUGUAUUUGUCGUGACGUUCUCGACGUUUUUCUUGCAAUGCAUUGACUACGAAGUUCUUUUCGCAAAUAAAAAUAUGACUACUACGGGUGAAAAAAUUACGGGAAAACGAAGCUUUGAUAUCGUACUUAAUAAUGCAGUAAUUUUGCAGGACGCCAUUGUUGCCAAUUGUGCUAGUCACCUGCAUCCGCUUGUGGUGUUCUCAAUAUUUGUGGCGACUAUCUUUUGGAUUCUGCGUGUUGUGAAAACGACUUACUAUUUGCUGGAAUUGCACGAGAUCCAACUCUUCUAUCGUUCCGCUUUGGUUAUCAAAGAUGCUCAGUUGUCAAAUCUUAAAUGGCAAGACGUCGUUCAACGUAUUUGUGAGGUGCAAAAACAUCUGCAUCUGAAGGUGGACCGUGACAAUAUAACUCCAUUUGACUUGUACAAUAGAAUACUUAGGUUCAAAAAUUAUCUAGUCGCUCUGGUAAAUACGCGAGUUCUUCCACCGGUUUUCAAUGUGCCUUUUAUUGGUCCCGUGCCCUAUUUACCGAACGGAUUAAAGUCGAACUUGCGGCGAAUCCUGUUUUUCGGGUCUACGUCGCCUUGGGCCGGACCAUAUUUGAAAGAUGAAUAUAAAGAUUUGGAUAAUCUCGAACUAUUGACAAGACAAAUGGAGAAAGAUGUCGCUAUGUAUGGGCUUUUGAACCUGAUCUUCUUUCCGCUGACAUUCCUCUAUCAAAUUUUGUACUCAUUUUUCACAUUAUCUGAGCUUAUAAAACGUCGUCGAGAUGCGUUGGGGAUGCGCAGGUAUUCGAAUUAUGGAAGGUACCGUCUAAGGCAUUUCAAUGAGCUCGAUCAUGAGCUGACGACGCGAUUAAACAGAUCACACUAUCAUGCAAAUGCUUAUUUGAACCAAUUCACGUCUGCUUUAACAGAAAUUUUCGCUAAAAAUAUCGCAUUCAUUGCUGGAGCUGUUGCUGGCGUCUUGGCUGUCCUGUCAGCCUGGGAUGAGGACGUUCUGCAGGUGGAGCAUGUCCUGACAGUGAUCUCUGUGUGUGGUGUCAUUAUGGUGGUAUGCCACGGUAUGAUGUCGGAUGAGAAUUUGGUGUGGCAACCGGAAGCGUUAAUGACACACAUCGCAAGCGAAUUACACUACGUACCGACGGAAUGGAGGGGACAGGCUCAUACUGAACAAGUUCGACGUGAGUUCGAGCAGCUGUUCCAGUUGAAGUGGAUGUUUUUCCUGCAGGAGCUGAGCAGUCCUAUCCUCACCCCAUUUAUCCUUCUCUUCUGGAUCCGACCGAAUUGUCGUGAAUUGGUUCGUUUCUUUCACGACAAUACAGUACGUGUCGAUGGGCUAGGUGACGUGUGUUCCUACGCAUUAAUGGAUGUAGCCAGGCAUGGUGAUGUGAAAUGGAAUGGUUCAACCUCGCAUCCAACUGCCGCUCCGGCACAGGAUGGAAAAACGGAGCUUUCUAUACUUCACUUUGCUUCUAACAAUCCGGAUUGGAAAUGUCCACCUGCCACAGAACAGUUUUUGAAGAGGUUCAGGAGUAGGCUGGAACGUGAUCUCAACGCAACUCUGCAGCCGUCUGAAAUGAAGGACGAGCGGAAUUUGUUAUUGGAUUCAAUGCAUUCGAUAAUGCCGCCGAUAAGAGCAGCACCUUACAGAAAUGUGAUAGGGGAUCGUUGUUAUCCAUAUGCCGUAGCUCCAGAUUCAAUUGUGGGUGGUCUUCUUCCUACCCUGUACCAAACUAAUCCUCAAGGAGCUGAUUCAUUAACGCACAGUCUCCAGCAGAGUGGUGAGGGCGAUAUUAGACUUGGUUUUGAUAGUGAUAUUCUAAGUUUCAAAGCAAAUGUCAUGAAACCAGUGAUGUUCUGCUACCACUCCAUUUCAGGCAUCGACCUAGAUUCAGCUGGAGCCGAUAUGCGAAUCAAGACUUUGUUCCUUCGCGAAAUGCACGAGGAAAGUUUACGGAGGAGCAGCGCGGCCGUGCCCAGUUAUGGAGCAAGCGUGGCUGGUAUUCAUGCGCAAAGUGUUUUUGGUGUCCCUCAGCUUAGCCAGAUGGAAGAAUCGGUGCUACCUGAGAGCGAUGUCCGCAGUCGGCUGCUGCUCCGUCCAAAUUUGCCAGGAACGAGUGAAGAGGAGCCAGAGGAGCGAAGUGGUCAAGACGAGGAAGAAGAACGUAGACGACGAGAAGAAGACGAGGAUGAUGAUUCUCCACCGCAAUUUAUGAAUGUAUGA
Haemonchus placei is the source of this 2619-nucleotide messenger RNA. The record is from the annotation of a GenBank genome assembly. Lineage: Eukaryota; Metazoa; Nematoda; Chromadorea; Rhabditida; Trichostrongylidae.